GGGAGGCACUGCUGUCUGCUGGAAGAGCCGAGCCCGGGGAGUCAGUCACAUUCCUGGCUGGGAUUCAAUGACUGAAGCAGACACAAACAAACAGAGAGAGAGAGAGAGAGAGAGAGAGGAGGUAGACGAACAGGAGAGAGAGAGUCCACGCCAGACUGGGUGGCACAUUUCAGGCGCACAUUAGGAGUGCGUAAAACCGCUUGGAACGCGUAAAAACAACACUCGUGAUUGUACGAGUUUUUCUUCUUCUUUUCAUUCUGGGAGUGUUGGAAGUAGUUGUGCGUUCGAGAGGAGUGGAUCUUUCUUUCUGAAUGGACUCUCCGGGAAGAGACGCUGGUCCUGGUCCGGGGAAGCUGGCUGGCUGGCGGCGUGGAAAUGCACGUUAGUAGCGAGCGAGCACGACACCUAUAAAGAACGACUCAAUCCGAUUAUUUAGUAGUUUUUAAAGGCUAACAAAGAUGGAGGUGGGCAGCUUUCAGCCUCAUCCCGGACUUCAGCAAACUCUGAAGCAGUUCCACCUGAGCUCCAUGCGCUCCCUCAGCGGACCGGCGGCGUUCUCCGCCCGCUGGCACCAAGAGUCCCUCUUCAAGGACGCCAAAGCAGCCGAGGUGGUGCUCUCGCUGCCGGCCCACACGCCUCCGGUCAUGUCCGGCCCGCUCUUUAUACCCUCCGACCGCUCCACGGAGCGCUGCGAGACGGUGCUGGAGCGGGAGCCCAUCUCCUGCUUCGUGGUGGGCGGCGAGAAGCGCCUGUGCCUGCCGCAGAUCCUCAACAGCGUGCUGAGAGACUUUUCCCUGCAGCAGAUAAACUCGGUGUGCGACGACCUGCACAUCUAUUGCUCCCGCUGCACGGCUGACCAGCUGGAGAUCCUCAAGGUGGUGGGCAUCCUGCCCUUCUCGGCGCCCUCCUGCGGCCUGAUCACGCAGACGGACGCCGAGCGGCUGUGCAACGCACUCAUCUAUGGAGGCUCGUACCCGCCGCGCUGCAACAAGGAGCGAGGCUCUCUGGAGCUGGAGCGCACCGAGAAGAGCUUCCGAGUGUACCAUGAGUGCUUCGGCCGAUGCAAGGGCUUAUUCGUGCCGGAGCUCUACUCGGGCCCCGGCGCUGCCUGCGUGCAGUGCCUGGACUGCAGGCUCAUGUUCCCGCCGCACAAGUUUGUGGUGCACAGCCACAAGCGGCUGGAGAACCGGACGGUGCACUGGGGCUUCGACUCGGCCAACUGGCGGGCCUACGUGCUCCUGGACCCGGACUACAACGGCAAAGAGGAGAAGGGUCGCCUGGAGCAGCUGCUCGGAGACUUAAAGGGGAAAUACGACUUGAGCGCCAAGCUGGGCAGGAAGACGUGCAGAUCGCCGAGCCCAGUCACAGCCAAGAGGCCCAAAGUGGACAAAUCGGCAUCACCGUCAGCUGACAGCGAGCGCAAACCCGAGUGGCUGCAGUCAUUGUCCACGCACAAGGGUCUGAAACAAGUCCAGUUCAAGCAGAGACCGUCCGCUUUCCGACCCUGGUCUCCUAAGGCAGCCUCUCAGAAUGAGCAAGAGAGGUGCAACUCAAAGGGUAGGGAGCCCCCGGCUCCUCUGGGACAUCCUGAGGACAGCCACGCACCUGGUAGGGGGGCCAAAGCCAUCCAGCAAGAGCAGCACAAUGGCGACAUGCUACCCGCAGCCAAACAGUCCCUCCUGGACGACAUGGACACGGACGGAGAGAUUGAUGUGGAUGACUGUGAUGAUGGUCCACUAGCAGCGUCCUCGCUGGCUUCACCCCCCUCAGCUUGCAGCAGCGCUCCCCAGACACUGACACUCCAGCCUCAGGAGGGAGUCACCUGGCUGUUAGGGCCCACUUGCCCCGAGAUUGACGCCCUGAGACAGACGCUCUAUGCCGGGCUGGACACCAAAGAGUCCAGAGAAAAGUUCCUACAGGAGGUGGUGAAGAUGCGGCUGAAGCAGGAGGAGAAGCUGGCGGCCGCCGUGCAAGCCAAACGCAGCCUUCAACAGGAGUUGGAGUUUGUGAGGGUGGCCAAGAAAGGCCGCCUGCGUGAGGCCGUGGAGGCUAAGAGAAACCUGCGCAAGGAGAUAGAACGCCUUCGUGUGGACUGGGAGAGGAAGAUGAGGGAGGCGGAGGAGGCCAGCGGGCGGCUCAAGAAGGACCUGGAGAGAGAGCGGAAGCUGAGAGGGUGUGACAAAGGAUGUGAGGCCGAUCGUCUACGGGGAAAGUACUCAGCAGAAAUGGACGAGCUACACGUGCAUCUUCAGCAGGCCGAGGACGACCGCGAGCAGCUGAGGCGGGAGCUGCAACAGGAGAGGGAGGCGCGACAGAACCUGGAGAGCGUUGUUCGGGACCUGCAGUCCCAGCUCACGCAGGCCGACAUGCACGGGCCCCCUGCCGCGGGGGUCUCGCAGGGGGCGGCGCACACAGACGGACACAGCACACAACACAGCAGCCCGUCCUAAAGCUGCACAAUAAACAGGACAACGUACUUUAAGUCAACAUGAUGGUGAGAUGAACUGGAAAGAAGUGAGCAAGGCCACAUACAACUACUUGAAUAUGAAGGGAAGUCACAUGUUACACGUCUGCUGCACAGUGCAGCAGCUCUUGGUGCCACAAAAAGUAUUGGUACACUCCAAGGUGUCACUGCAGACCACUGGACGCAACAGACACCGUUUACCACUAGUUACCUGGAAUAUCAGCUUGUUUUUUUAUAUACUGUAUACUGUAUGUAGAGGAUUUUCAACUAACAUUGCUUGUUAUUCCAUAUGCAAAACACAACGCAUUUACAACAAAAACUAUUGGAGGCUUUCAUAUUUUAUGUAUGGAUGUGGAGCUUUUUCAUAGCUUGAUAUCUUCUUCUACAUUCUUUUUUUUUUUUUGCUAAUGAUGCGCUCCUAUUUGGAAUAUUAGGGACACGCUGAAAAGAAACAAUAAUAAUAAUAGUCAUAAUAGGAGA
Dunckerocampus dactyliophorus (ringed pipefish) is the source of this 2944-nucleotide messenger RNA. It is a transcript of the gene skib, whose product is annotated as v-ski avian sarcoma viral oncogene homolog b. The coding region runs from base 459 to 2450 and encodes 663 amino acids. The record is from RefSeq and is a predicted model, not a curated record. Gene Ontology annotation, biological process: negative regulation of BMP signaling pathway. The transcript has 7 exons. Gene Ontology annotation, cellular component: nucleus. Gene Ontology annotation, molecular function: SMAD binding; RNA polymerase II cis-regulatory region sequence-specific DNA binding; DNA-binding transcription factor activity, RNA polymerase II-specific. Lineage: Eukaryota; Metazoa; Chordata; Actinopteri; Syngnathiformes; Syngnathidae.